AUGGCGUUAAUCUCCGCCAAGACCAUCGUCACCUCGCUCUGCCUCUUCCACAUCACGCUCGCCUACUUCUUCUACACGAACCCGGACGCCAUAGCGGAGCAGGCCAUCGUCUACGUGCUGGGCGAAGCCAUGGGCAUGCCCCAGACGGCCUCUUUCGCGACCCCCAGCGCUACCUCCUCCUUCCUCGCCGUCUCCCUCCUGCUCACCGGCGUCUCGGACCUGCUCACCCUCUCGAUGCCCGAGGAGAUCUGGCUGCUGCACCACUGGAGCGCGCAGGCCCCGCUGCGCAUCACCCUCUUCUCCGGCCUGUCCCUGUUCGCCUACCUCUCGAGCCCGUCCUACGGCCGCGCCGGCCCCAACCGCCUCUCCCACCCGCUCACGCCCCCCGCCAGCUUCCUCGCCGCGUCCGCCGGCGCCACCGCCACCGGCGGCGACGGCCUCCGCAACCGCGUCUUCUUCACCUUCGCCUUCCUCGAGUUCAUCAGCUGGCUCUGGGUCUGGGCCACCAUCAAGGAGGAGGCGGACCGCUUCGUCACCCGCAAGAGGCGAAGGGGCAGCAGCAGCGUCGCCGGCUGA
This is a messenger RNA of Durotheca rogersii, 576 nucleotides long. Its product is annotated as increased loss of mitochondrial DNA protein 1. The record is from RefSeq and is a predicted model, not a curated record. The transcript has 2 exons. Bases 1 to 576 code for a protein of 191 amino acids. NCBI's taxonomy places the organism in Eukaryota, Fungi, Ascomycota, Sordariomycetes, Xylariales, Xylariaceae.